AUGGCUCACGAUGAGCUUAAUGAUGAGGAAGAGACACCUUUAAUUCCUGUGAGAAAAGAUUCCGGAAAGCAAAGACACACAAUGAUGUCUGCGUCUUUUAAUUUUAUUAAUUCCAUUAUAGGGUCUGGGAUUAUUGGUUUACCUUAUGCACUGAACCAGGCGGGUCUCCCCCUUGGUCUCCUGCUUUUGAUACUCGUUGGGUUCAUUACAGACUAUACAAUCAUCUUACUUAUUAAAGGAGGGAACAUCACAGGGACAAAUAGUUAUCAAGCGCUGGUGCAAAGCACGUUUGGGUUUCCUGGGUUUCUGAUUUUAUCUGCCCUGCAGUUCCUUUAUCCUUUCAUUGCCAUGAUAAGCUACAAUAUCACAACCGGCGAUACGCUGACCAAAGUGUUUCAGAGAAUACCUGGAGUCGGUCCUGGUCACAUACUUGCAGAGCGUCACUUUGUGAUCCUACUCUCAACCAUUGUGUUCACGCUUCCUCUCUCACUGUAUCGAAAUGUAGAGAAGCUUGGGAAGGUGUCCCUCGUGUCAAUGCUGCUGACACUUACCAUCCUCAUCAUCGCGAUCAUCAGAGCAGCUACCUUUGGGCCACAAAUCGUGCCCACACAGAACGCCUGGUCCUUUGCAAAUUGGAACGCAAUUCAGGCUGUCGGUCUCAUUUCCUUUGCAUUUAUAUGCCACCACAACAGCUUUCUUAUCUACGGUUCUCUGGAGAAGCCCACUGUAGCCAACUGGUCCCGGGUCACCCACACAUCCGUGGGCUCUGCGGUUUUAUUCAGCGCUGCCUUUGCAGUCGCCGGCUACAUCACCUUCACUGGUUACACACAAGGAGACAUUUUUGAGAACUACUGCAGAGAUGAUGAUCUGGUGACAUUCGGUCGCUUCUGUUUUGGCUUCAGCAUAAUAGCCACAUUUCCACUGGAGUGUUUUGUUACACGAGAGGUGGUAACCAAUGUCAUUUGCAGAAGGGAGCUUUCAAAAAUGGAACAUGUGCUUAUAACGUCCCUUAUCGUUCUGGCUUGCACGUCGUUGUCUUUGCCUUACGAUUGUCUGGGAGUUGUUUUGGAGCUCAAUGGUGUUCUGAGUGCCACUCCUCUGAUCUUCAUCAUCCCACCUGCGUGUUUCCUCAAGCUUUCCCCUGGCAGGAAGUUACAGUGCCAAAACGUCAUACCCAUCUUCUUGAUAGCGAUGGGCUUCUUCGUCAUGAUCACCGGUUUGAUCAUGAUCGGCCUCUACCCUCAAGACUGUUCACACGGUGUGGAGAUGUUCUACUGUGUACAAAGCAAUUUUUCUAGCACCGCACCACCAGUCUGA
Labrus bergylta (ballan wrasse) is the source of this 1317-nucleotide messenger RNA. RefSeq names its product solute carrier family 38 member 11 (gene slc38a11). Gene Ontology annotation, biological process: amino acid transmembrane transport. Gene Ontology annotation, molecular function: L-amino acid transmembrane transporter activity. The record is from RefSeq and is a predicted model, not a curated record. Lineage: Eukaryota; Metazoa; Chordata; Actinopteri; Labriformes; Labridae.